AUGGAUGAUACUAUCUUUGGUGGUUAUUCUCAUGCUUUGGUUGCCAAGUUUGCAGAGGAUAUUUGCAGGGAAUUUGAGAUAUCAAUGAUGGGAGAGUUGACCUUGUUCCUUAGGCUACAAAUCAAGAAAAAUAAGGAUGGAACCUUUGUGCACCAAGGCAAGUACAUAAAGGAUGUGUUGAGGAAGUUCGACAUGGCUGACGCUAAGCCAUUAUCAACUCCCAUGGCGAUGAAGACGGCUUUGGACGCAGAUGAAGAUGGAGAACCGGUGGACCAGAAGGAGUACCGGAGCAUGAUCGGCUCCCUCCUGUACCUCAUGGCGACGAGGCCGGACAUACACUUUGCCGUGUGUCUGUAUCGAUUGGAUCACAAGUCCACUUCUGGUACUUGUCAGUUUCUUGGUUCUUCUUUGGUUUCCUGGUCUUCCCGAAAACAGUCCAGUGUUGCUCAGUCUACCACCAAAGCCAAGUAUGUUGCUGCUGCUAGCUGUUGUUUCUAG
Messenger RNA from Setaria italica (foxtail millet), 498 nucleotides. RefSeq lists its product as uncharacterized. The transcript has 2 exons. The record is from RefSeq and is a predicted model, not a curated record. Lineage: Eukaryota; Viridiplantae; Streptophyta; Magnoliopsida; Poales; Poaceae. Bases 1 to 498 code for a protein of 165 amino acids.